AUGGCUAUGUCCUCCUCAAGUACGACGGGUCGGUCACCCUCGGCCUCGGCCAAAGUCGACAAGAACAAAAAGCAAAGCAAGAUAGUAACACUCAAGGUAUCUCCGAAAAUCCUGCGUGGCUUCGAGGAGCCUUCAGCCAAAUCAGAAGAGCAGUCUACAGCCUCAGCAGCGUCGUCUCCUCCCGCUGCAGCCGAGGAAACAUCGACUCUGAAAGUCCCUGAAGUCAAUGACAAUGCAUCCGAGGCCGCCUCAACCCCGGCCCCGACGCCCGCCGAUGCUGCCGAUGCGUCCAAUGGCGAUGGCUCGAAGAAGCGCAAAGGAGGCUCACUCGCAGGCACCAAGCGAAAUCUUGGACAAAUGUCCGAAGUGAACGGACUACCAAAACCUCGAGGCAAACCUGGUCCGAAAAAGAAACCCAGACUUGAUGACGGUACCAUCGAUCAUGGCGGCCUCAAGGGUUCGACCCCCGCCGGACUUAAUAUUGGACACAAAUUAGGCCCCAAGGCCAAUCAAGGUGCCAUCAAUGCGGGCCUUCGUGCUCUCGAUCGUUCUGGGAAACCCUGCCGCAAAUGGAGCAAAAAGCCUUUCACUCUUAAGAGUUUCACCGGCGUGGUCUGGGAACUCGCUUCAUGGCGAGGUACAGAGAGACCGCAGACGCUCAACGGCGAAGAGUCCAGCGAGAACAACCAAAUCUCACAACAAAGUUCCAGCGACAUCAAACCUAACGAAAGUGAUGUCGCCAUGGAUAGCAAUGCUGGCGAUCAAGCAGAUACCAUGCUCAUGUCGACGCCCGCCGCCAGUUCUCCGGCGCCAAUGCCACCUCCAUCGGCAGCCAUUGCUGCUCAAGGUUGA
Fonsecaea erecta is the source of this 852-nucleotide messenger RNA. RefSeq lists its product as hypothetical. The transcript has 2 exons. The coding region runs from base 1 to 852 and encodes 283 amino acids. Lineage: Eukaryota; Fungi; Ascomycota; Eurotiomycetes; Chaetothyriales; Herpotrichiellaceae. Gene Ontology annotation, biological process: chromatin remodeling. Gene Ontology annotation, cellular component: Ino80 complex. The record is from RefSeq and is a predicted model, not a curated record.